Pygocentrus nattereri (red-bellied piranha) is the source of this 6317-nucleotide messenger RNA. Its product is annotated as sodium/myo-inositol cotransporter. The coding region runs from base 614 to 2728 and encodes 704 amino acids. Gene Ontology annotation, molecular function: D-glucose:sodium symporter activity. Lineage: Eukaryota; Metazoa; Chordata; Actinopteri; Characiformes; Serrasalmidae. Gene Ontology annotation, biological process: transmembrane transport; inositol metabolic process; myo-inositol transport. The record is from RefSeq and is a predicted model, not a curated record. Gene Ontology annotation, cellular component: plasma membrane. The transcript is spliced from 2 exons.
GGGCUCAGCGCGCUGCUAUUCCUCCACCAGCUGAGGAGGAAGAAAACAGAGAGAGAAGGAAAAAGGAAAAACAAAAGAAAGAACGAAAGAAGGGGAACGAGAGCAUGUAGUAGCUGUAAUAGCAACCAAAAGCCGUUUACAACCUAUCUAAAUAUUCAUCACGGUUUCGAACAUCUCUACGCUGACGGCAUCCUGGAAGACGUGGCCAAGUGAGCUCCGCCACUGGAAGUAAACACUUCUAUGGCGCUUCCGGAGUCGUUAAUUCAUUCAGUGGGCUCUCUCAGAUAGCAACGUCGUAUGGUUUUUAACUCGUACCAUAAAAUGGAAUGUAAACUCUAGCCUUUACUAGACCAGAGGCCUGAAAGAUCUACUCCAAAAAAAACCCUGUGCUUCAUGAGAGCACCGUUGGACUAUACUUAAAACUAAAUGCACAAGCCAAAUACAAAUUCACCCGACAGAUGGUGGAUGCAUUUGUUUCCUUCCAGAAAGACAGCAAACCAAAGGAUUAAAAGAUUCCUCUUUUUUGCAUAACUUUGCAUCUUUGUUCAAGUAAACACCUUUUUCAUAGUUGUACAUUUGUACUGGUUUGAACUGUACCAAUAAGCAUUUAAACAUGGGGCCAUCAAUGGAGAUAGCAGACAUUGCAGUCGUUGCACUGUAUUUUGUCCUUGUGCUUGGUAUUGGAUUUUUUGCCAUGUGGAAGGCCAACCGAAGCAGUGUAAGUGGCUACUUCCUAGCUGGACGAACUAUGAACUGGGUGGUGAUUGGAGCAUCACUGUUUGUGAGCAAUAUUGGCAGCGAGCACUUUAUCGGCCUGGCUGGCUCGGGUGCAGCAAGUGGUUUUGCUGUUGGUGCCUGGGAGUUCAAUGCCCUCCUCCUCCUUCAGCUCCUGGGCUGGGUGUUCAUCCCAGUCUACAUCCACUGUGGUGUCUACACCAUGCCCGAGUACCUUUCCAAGCGCUACGGGGGUAAAAGGCUAAAAGUUUAUUUUGCUGGUCUUUCUCUUUUGCUGUACAUCUUCACCAAACUAUCAGUGGACUUGUAUGCAGGGGCACUCUUUAUCCAAGAGUCCUUAGGCUGGAAUCUCUACCUGUCAAUCAUCCUGCUUAUCACCAUGACGGCCCUGCUGACAAUAACAGGUGGUCUGGUUGCUGUGAUCUACACUGACACUCUUCAAGCAGUGUUGAUGAUUGGUGGGGCUUUGAGCCUCACAGUCAUCAGUCUGGUCAAGGUGGGUGGACUGGAUGGUGUUCGAGAAAAGUACAUGGAAGCCAUUCCAAAUGUCACUGCCAUCCUCGCCAGCCACAACUACAGUUUUGCCUACACAAAUUCUUGUCGCAUAUACCCAAAGCCGGAUUCCCUCAAACUCUUAAGAGGUCCCCUCGAUGAGGACAUUCCCUGGCCAGGGUUCCUAUUAGGCCAGACUCCUGCAUCCAUCUGGUACUGGUGUGCUGACCAGGUCAUAGUUCAGAGGGUACUUGCCGCUAAGAACAUAGCCCAUGCCAAGGGUUCCACUCUUAUGGCAGGAUUAUUGAAAAUUCUGCCCAUGUUCAUCAUUGUCAUUCCAGGAAUGAUCUCACGGAUAAUGUUUCCAGACGAGCUUGCCUGUAUUGGCCCAGAGCACUGCAUGGCCGUGUGUGGUAGCCAAGCUGGCUGUUCUAACAUUGCUUACCCACGACUCGUCAUGAACAUAAUGCCAGUGGGCCUGCGGGGACUGAUGAUGGCUGUUAUGAUUGCUGCACUUAUGAGUGACCUAGACUCUAUAUUCAACAGCGCCAGCACCAUCUUCACUCUGGACAUCUACAAAAUGGUGCGGACUUCUGCCUCCUCCCGUGAGCUGGUUGUGGUGGGGAGACUCUUUGUGAUCUUCAUGGUGACCAUCAGCAUUGCUUGGGUGCCCGUCAUCAUUGAGAUGCAAGGUGGCCAGAUGUACUUGUACAUCCAGGAAAUGGCGGGGUAUCUGACACCACCCAUCGCUGCUCUUUUCCUUCUUGGUGUCUUCUGGAAGCGCUGCAAUGAGACAGGCGCCUUCUGGGGUGGCAUGACUGGCUUCAUUCUGGGUACGACACGUCUUAUUCUUGGUUUCGUCUAUCGCGAGCCUCGAUGCAACCAAACAGACGAGAGGCCAGCUUUCAUUGUUCAUGUCCACUACAUGUACAUAGCUGCUGGGCUCUUCUGGGUCUCUGGACUGGUAGCUGUAGUGGUCAGUCUUUGCACCCCUCCCCCAACCAAGGAGAAGAUCCAGCGCACCACUGUGUGGGGACUACGCAACAUGGAAAAGCUACCAGUGACAGAACAGGAGGAGACAUACAAGUUGACAAAUAAGAGCCCUGUCCACUGCAAUGGCAACAGCAUGCUCCAGAAAGACCUGCCUCUGGAUGUCCAGAGAGAGCGAUGUCUUGAUGGGGCUGAUCUAAAACUCCUCAUGCCUGCCCCUUGUGACCAGGAUCCUGUGACUCCUAGCACAAGUGGAUCCACCCCAGUGGAGGCGUAUAGCAACGGACAUGCAGAGCUGGUAAGGCAUAAGGAUGAUGGGAGCAGGCAGUUUGAUUGGAUGUGUGGGUACAAGGAACAAGCUGCAACUCCUGCACCCAAAGCCACUGAAGAAGAUGAACGGAUUGUCAUGGAGAUGCUUUAUGAGCCCCCAAAAAUCAAGCUUCUUUUAAACUUUGGCCUGAUAAUAGUCUGUUUUCUUGGUCUCUUCAUGUUUGCCUACUUCUCCCUGUAACCUGCUAAUCAUCAUAUCCGUUGGACAGUGUGAAGGGCAGUAUAGGUGUAUGAUCUGUUAUUACAAAAGUUAUAUGGGUUCUGUAAAAACUGGUAUUUUUUUGUAACUUCCAUAAGAUGCGCUCUUUAGACACUACUCAUUCUGCUACAAAUUAGCCCUUUCCAUUGCCUCCAUAUCAGAUCACCAAAUUCUUAAAUAUAGUCCAACUAUGGUUCCUUACAUCUUUGUCACCAAAAGCACUACUGAAACAGUGGGCCUUUAUAUAUAUUUCUAGACAAAGAUAUGUAGUAGUUGUAGAAAUCUGUGAAAUUUGCCUUAUUCACUGUAAGCACUCCCUUGGCUGGCUUUCUGCAUUUUUUCUUUAAGGAUCACUUAUAUCAAGAGUACUAUAAUUUUUAAAACUUGACAGUAGUGAUACAUUUUCCACCUAAAUUAUGAUAAUAGACAGAUAUUUGUCAAGUCAAAUGUUGAAGUCAUUUUUGGCAAAAUUUAAAUUAAGAAAAAAGCGAAGGUGGAAAUUUACAUGUCAGAGUUCUUAAUUAUUCUUUGCAGGGUUGUGUGCCAUAACAAGUGUUGUAAAGUCUGUCUAAACUUACAUGCUAGCAUUAUUUUAACAGUAACUUUCUAUGUGAGUGUUCAGUCAUUGUACUUGUCAGUCAUUGUGUAGCAGUCUCCUCUUCCUGGUUAUGUGUUUUACUGUAUCAUGCUGAAAGUACUUUUGUCAUCACUCUGUAAGAGCAAUGAUUAGGGCACAAAGGUGUGUUUUAGAAACCACCAAAAUGCCUUCUCUUCAAGUAGGGAAACACCUUCUUGUCCCCAUUUCAGUGAAGUUAUAGGUGAAAUGACUAGUGUCAUAGGUGAGUAGUGUCUCAGCACUCACAUAUUCAGCGCUGAAACACAAACUAUACAAGCACAGCCUGUUUUUCCAGAGCAUGUCAAGUGGAUUGUCCUCCAUGAGACAAACACCAGCCAGAAAACAUCAGUUAAAAUCAUGAUGUCAUCUGAAUUUGUGUAAUAUGUGAAAGCAUAUGAUGCUAUCCCAGAAUGGGUAAGCUAAGACUGGAAUGUCCAGUUUUGAUUGCUGUGCAAAAUAGAAUUUAGUUCUUCUAGAGGAAGAAUUUCAUUUGUGGUUGCAGGAACAGGCACUGUCUGUUGUACUGCUUUUGAUUGCACUGUUUGCUUAGUGAAAGGAAGUUAGUGGCUUGGCUUCAGGCAAACGCAGACAUAAAUGGUAGUUCACCAUAGAUGACUGUUUUGAAGUCAGAGUUUGGUAUCAUACCGCCUGCUGGAAGCUUUGCAGACACAUUGCCCAGUAGGUUAUGUUGAUGGAGGUUGAAUAACCCUGGCUAGUAAUAGUGCAUGCCAGGAAAUUUAGUAAGUAGUAUUGUGUAUGCUGAAUAAAUAUUACACAGCUCCAAUUGGAAUGCUGUUGUUUGGAAACUAAACAUCAUGCCUCAAGGUGCUACUGGGAAUGAGUGGGAUUCUAAUCUGGUUUUGCAAUGCGUGCGUUGUCUUAUUCCCCAAUCAGCUACAGUGAAUUGCCUCAUAAAGGACUGCGAUAAUAACCAGCAAACAUACUAAUCCUGAAGGUCUUUUAUGAGGCACCGCCUGGUUAAUUGAGGGUUCAGAGUAGCCUUAUUUGUAGGUUGUGAUCCACCAGAAAGUAUGUUAGUGAAUUACGAAAUGUGAUUGAAUGUUUGUUUUCUAUCAAUGAUUCCAAUAUGUAUCAAAAUAGAAAAUAAAAAAAGACAACAGAUUGAAUUAUUUGCUUGCGUUUUUAUUAUUGUGCAGUGCACCCAGUCAGUUGUUUAAGCAGUUGGUCUCAGUCUUCAAAGAGUUGAAUGAAGUUAAAUGGUUGGAAUGAAAACAUCCGGGCCUUUGAAGAUAAGAUUGGGUUAAUGGAAAUUAUUAAAAAUGUUAAAGAAAAAAACAGCUCAGGCUGCCCCUGUUUCUUACAUGGAUUUAUCCAGUAAUUUAAUUGCUUAUGUUUCUAAAUGAUAAUUUGGUGGAUUUGAGCCCUCAUUCAGGAAUGCACUACUUAAUUAAGAGCUGGUUCUAUCUGGGUUUCAGCACGACCCAAACAUAAGGUGAAGGUAUAUGAUGCAGUAGAAUACACAGACUAAAAGUUGUCAUGUAAUGGCAGCUACUACUAUGCUAUUCCUUACAUAUUGCCUUGUUUUAUUUUAGCAAUUUUAAACAUAUCCUUUCAGAUCAGUUUUAGACUAUAUUUUUAGACUAUAAGUUCUGGUUUUGAUAAAGUUGUGGCUAUUCAUAUAUCAGUAAGGUUUGAGGUUUGCUGUUAUCUUAGUAGUCCUAGUUUGCUGUUUGUAUUUUGAAUAUUUCAAACAUUUUGUUUAUUUAUUUUUAUUUGAGGCAAAGCCAAAUUACAGUUUUAAAAAGAGAAGAACCUAAUAUCACAGGAUUUUAAUUAGAGACUUAUGAACAAUUGAAGACUUAUGAAUAGGGAUUACAGAGGAGAUGCAUGGAUUGAGCCUGUGAGAAUAUGCCUUAGAGAGAUUCGAAGGAAUGAAAGAAUGGAAAACAAACAAAUAUUUGACAGUGCUGCUAUUUGUUCAGGUUAAUGCAGGAUUCAAAUGGAGUGGUUUGGCCAAGGACACAGUUUAGAUGAAAACUAGUUUGACUCCAGAACUGCAAAGCAAGGAAAGGUUUUGAGAGGGUUUUUGAGUGUCAGAUAUUUAUUUGGUGUGAUAUUCCAGUGUUGUAAGAUCCCAUGAGAAAAAGCUUUUGAGUGCAAUGGGUUGGUUCACUCUGUCUUGAGCUACUUCUUUGAAUUGAUCAGGUAUCUGAAUGUAUUUGAGGUCUGGGUAAGUCCAGAAUCCUGGAGAGGCUUAGAGUGUAGAAGUGGUGGAUACUCAUGGCCUACAUGGAAAGUACACAGCAAAGUUCUGUGUGCACUGGAGAUUGUUUGCUUGGUACCAAGUUUCAAAAUAUGGCAAAAUAAUGGGGAGUAUUUUUAUGUUGUGAUAGAUUUAUAAUGCAUGCACUGGUUCAUUCAGUGUCACUGUCUAAAUUCACUGGAAGCAGUUCACCCACCAGUGAGUCACGAUUCAGAAAUGAGAUGACCAAGUGCUUUCAUUACCAUUUUUUUUGGUGCAUUUUUGCUUUGUUUCCCCCCCUUUGCUUGUUUUAAAUGACCUCAAGAAGCACUGUAAUUUGUGUUUUCAUUAUUUUGUUUGUAUUAGUGUUUAAUUUUUGUUGAGCGACUUGAUUGAAUAUGUGUAAAACCUCUCCUUACCAAAUGUGUCUUACUUUGAAAUUGGCAGUUUUUUUUACCUACAAUCUAGAGUGAUGAACAAGCGAGUUUCAUAGUUUCAUAGUUUCAUACAAAGAGAUCUGGCUGAACACAGUUGCUGCAUUGAAGAACAAGAGCCUCAUACAGCUGUAAAUUAUACAGACAUUGAGCUUUGCAGUCAUCUGCAUUUCUAAAGACCCCUUGUGUUGCUGAAAUCUGAAAUCUUAGAAAAGCUGUUCAAUGUUUGAUGAUUUAAAUUACUUAUUUGUUCAGCUAUAAACAAACAGAUGUACAUAUUUGCUACUUUUUAAUAAAAAUAAAUAAAUAAAAGGAAAA